UCAGGCUGGAAAAGGGUUGUAUCCUAAUCCAUUUUCUUUGGAUUGUGAUUUGAAUUGCCCAGAGAAAUCUGUGGGGUUGUUUUUAAUUUCUCUUGCAGGGUCUGGAACGUUGGCUGGGACUAGAGGUCUCCUGUCUCUUCUUUUUGAUGGGGAGGACCCGGAUCAGAGUCCAGUGACCUUUGAGGAGGUGGCUGUCAACUUCACCCAGGAGGAGUGGGUGCUGCUGGAUCCGGACCAGAGAUCCCUCCACAGGGAAGUCAUGGAGGAGAACCAUCAGAUUGUGGCUUCUCUCGAUGUCGAGGAAAACAUUCUAGCAGCCACAGGACCACUUUGAAUUUCCUGUUAGCAUCGCGUCACUUCGCAACAAUGAACAAGGGGAGCAGUGCUUAACAGCAGAUCAGGAAAAUUAUACCAGAAGAGAGCUCUACAAUUGCACCAUGUCUGGGAAAUAUUUUGCUGAAGGUGUGGCCCUUACACUUCAGGAGAAUGUCCACGCCGCAAACAUAGAUUUCAGAAACAAAGGAUCCGGAGAAGGUUUUGAUAGCAAACCACAAUUCGUGAGCCACCACAGCAUGGAAAGAGAUGACAACAGAUAUCAGUAUCAGGAACAUGGGGAAUGUUUAGCCAGUAAUUCCUUCCUUCGGGUGGACCAGUGUGUGCAUACAAAAGGGGAAUUGUGCAAAUGUCAGGAAUGUAAAAAAGGAUUGUUUUGCCUCUCAGCCCUCGGUGAUUCUCAUAUAAUCCAGAUAGGAGGGAAACCGUACAAAUGCCAGGAUUGUGGAAAAAGUUUUAUGUAUCCUUCAGCUUUUCUCAUGCACCAGCGAGUCCACACGGGAGAGAAGCCAUAUCAGUGUCAGGAUUGUGGGAAAUCUUUUGCUAGGAAUUCACGCCUUCUGAAACACAAGAGAGUCCAUACGGGAGAGAAACCCUACGAAUGCCAGGAGUGUGGCAAAUGUUUUGCUCAGAAAUCAAACCUUGUAUAUCAUCAGCGAGUCCACACAGGAGAGAAACCAUACAGAUGCCAGGAGUGUGGGAAAUGUUUUUCUCGGAAUUCACACCUUCUGAAUCACCAGGGAGUCCACACUGGAGAAAAACCCUACAAAUGCCAAGACUGUGGGAAAUGUUUUGCUCAGAAUUCAUAUUUUCUCGAGCACCAGAGAAUCCAUACUGGAGAGAAGCCAUAUGUAUGCCAGGAGUGUGGCAAACGUUUUGCUCACAGUUCUAACAUUCUCAGACACCAGAGAGUCCACACUGGAGAGAGACCGUACAAAUGCAAAGAGUGUGGGAAAUGUUUUUCUGAAAAUUCAGAUCUUCUGAAACACCAGAGAGUCCACACUGGAGAGAAACCAUACAAAUGCAAAGAGUGUGGGAAAUUUUUCUCCCGGAAUUCAGACCUUCUGAAACACCAGAGAGUCCACACAGGAGAGAAACCAUACAAAUGCCCCGAGUGUGGGAAACGUUUUGCUCAGAAUUCACACUUUGUCAAUCACCAGAGAAUUCACACUGGAGAGAAACCAUACAAAUGCCCAGAGUGCGGUAAAUGUUUUUCUCUGAAUUCAUACCUUAUGAGACACCGUGGAAUCCAUACUGGAAAUAAACCCUACAAAUGUCAGGAAUGUGGGAAAUGUUUUGCUCAGAAUUCAGAUCUUCUUAGUCACCAGAUAAUCCACGCAAGAGAUUGGAAUUCAUGUAUUGUGACUUAUGACAAAGUGUAGACAGCAGAAUCGUGCACCGUGUGAUCGCAGAUGUUAAGGCCUGUUCAAGGUUAAUAGUGUCAAGAUAAAUAAUGUUAAAUGUCAAAGCCUAUUCAAGGUUAUUUGAACUUCCUCACUUAAUGGAAAGCUAGUGGGUGUAGCUCCUUUGGAAAGCCAUAUUGUUC
Messenger RNA from Pogona vitticeps (central bearded dragon), 1879 nucleotides. The record is from RefSeq and is a predicted model, not a curated record. Lineage: Eukaryota; Metazoa; Chordata; Lepidosauria; Squamata; Agamidae.